GCCGGCUUUAACCAAGUCCUGAAUUAUGUCCAAGUGCUGUGGGAUUUCCGAGCCCCCUCUCACAGCUCUGCAGUGUACAAUGGAGCUGUCGAAGCACUAGCAACUUUUCUGAGCUCAGUAACGUCUUUCCUAGUACAAUAUAUGAAAAUUAACUGGGACCUGUUUGGAGAACUGGCUUUAGGGAUCUUCUCUGCGGUAGAUGCCGGUUCUCUGUUUCUCAUGCACUUCUCUACCAACAUCUGGGCGUGUUACGCUGGCUAUCUCAUUUUCAAGGCCUGCUAUAUACUCCUGCUGACAAUAGCAACGUUCCAGAUUGCCAUCAAUCUGAGCAUGGAACGCUAUGCUUUGAUGUUUGGUUUCAACAACUUCAUUGCCCUGGUGAUUCAGACCAUUCUUACAGUAGUUGUCGUGGAUUCAAGAGGCCUGGGGCUGGACAUAGUGACUCAGUUUUUAAUUUAUGGCAGCUACUUUGCAGUCAUACACGGGAUUUUCAUGAUCAGAAGCAUUUGUGUGCUUGUCUCAAGCAAAUUCAAAAGGAAAAUAGCAAGAUGUUGCAAAGAGCAGCUGAACCAUGCUGAGCAUGAAUCCAGAGAGCAGAUUGUCACAGGCUAUUUGACUCGGCUGUAGGAGGCAGGCAGGCUCCUUGGCCAGGCCCUCCUGGGAGAAGAGCUCAGGCUGCAGCAUGCAGGGAACAGCAGUGCAAGAAGAACGUUCAACACAGCCCUGGAAAGCUGCGCUGAAUCACUGCAGCACUUCAGCACAACAUAUGCCAGUUCAUAGCUCACAUAACGGCCCUGUGCCAAGAAUAAAAGCUAAAUUGCUUUAGAUUCUUAUUUACUUGCCUAUAAAGAGCUUAACAGCAGUAAUUUAUACCCAGAAGCACAACCGCCACCUUUUCAUCUCCUCCCUGUGUACGAUAGCAAAGAUCAGAGUUCACUCUGCCUUGUUGUUCUGGCUCCUGUGCGUGGCGCUGGCAAAGCUGCUUCCAACCACAUUUGCUCCUGCACGUGGGUGAAGGGUCUGUCCUCCCUCUGCACAUCCCUUGUUCUGAAUCAAGGAAGAAAGGAUUGUGUGUGCAUCAU
Corapipo altera (White-ruffed manakin) is the source of this 1082-nucleotide messenger RNA. Its product is annotated as thiamine transporter 2-like. NCBI's taxonomy places the organism in Eukaryota, Metazoa, Chordata, Aves, Passeriformes, Pipridae. Gene Ontology annotation, biological process: vitamin transport; transmembrane transport. The annotation marks the transcript as partial. The record is from RefSeq and is a predicted model, not a curated record. Gene Ontology annotation, molecular function: thiamine transmembrane transporter activity. Gene Ontology annotation, cellular component: plasma membrane. The transcript is spliced from 4 exons.